Messenger RNA from Dreissena polymorpha, 7148 nucleotides. RefSeq names its product transmembrane protein 117-like. Gene Ontology annotation, biological process: intrinsic apoptotic signaling pathway in response to endoplasmic reticulum stress. Bases 474 to 2342 code for a protein of 622 amino acids. The transcript is spliced from 6 exons. Lineage: Eukaryota; Metazoa; Mollusca; Bivalvia; Myida; Dreissenidae. The record is from RefSeq and is a predicted model, not a curated record.
GGGGCUGGAACACACUCCGUGUCUUAUUAACUUCGAAUUGCAAACUCACGCGCUCACGUGCGAUCGUAUGCUAAUCGAUUUUCGAUAACGCGUUCGACACUCGGUUGAUAAGAGACAUUGUCUAAGUUAAUCGAGUACUCCCUUGCUGUCAAAUCACGGCACUUCCAUAUUAUCAAGGAACGUAAUACACGAACUAUUGCUUCAUCGAGAAUAGUGACAUUUUCUAGUGGACUAUCCGUCUAUACAUGGGAUGUAUAACUGUGAACGUAGUGGCUAUGUCAGACACAAAAUCAGCGAGUCGUGACCAAGGUAUUUCAACAACAUCUAAUGACAGAGAACUGAAAGAUGUGAAUCUUAACAGGGGAGCACUUUGGAUGGAUAUACAAAACCAAUAGUUGAUACAAGGACGACAUAUUAUUUAAGUGCAGGGGCUUGCAGUUUAUGAGGAUUUUAAGAGGUAUGAGGUGGCAAUUAUGGGUAACGCAAGUGGAAAAGAAAAUCAGCUUGAACAGCUUGACCCUCUAACAGACCUAAAGAAUUCUAAAGAAAGAUCUCAGGACAUGCAGCAAGCUACUGGCCAAAAAAUGGGUGCUAAGAAUAUUGAAGAUGAUAUCAAUGCUGAGCUAGAAUUAGCAGAUGCUGGCAUCACUGAUGAUCUUAAAAGUGGAAUAAAUAAUAACAGAGAUAAUGCUGAUGAAGCUUUAUGUAAGGAUGAACUUUUGAUUAAACCUGAUGAAUCUUAUGAGAUAGGGAAGGCUACAAAUGUUGCUGUAGAUGUUGUAGAUGCAGGCAAAGAUGAUGUGGAUGUAGCCAGUACUUAUUCGCUUUUCAUGGCAAAGAAGGACUUUCGCUACUAUUUUCAGCAUCCGUACAGCAGACUUGUAAUUGCCUAUCUUGUAGUAUUCUGUAACUUCCUCAUUUAUGCUGAAGAUCCAGUGGCACACAGUCGCAAAGAAUGCCUUAUACCCAUGAUUGGAAAUGACGUUGCCUUCAUCUGCACGAGGUACCCUCCCAAUGCCUGGAGCCUGCUGAAGGUAGCAUUCUGGUUGGUCGGACUCAUUGUGGGGCUCUUUCUGGGAAAGCUGUUUGUACAUGGCUUCCUUUUCAACCGCCUGCUCCGUCUGCGCAUGUUCAGAGACAGCCAGGGCUCCUGGAUGGUCAUGUUCCUCAUUUCCCUUAUCACCAUCUUCAUCAUGUCCUGUGUCUACAACCUCUUCCUCAUGAUAGGCGGCGACUCCACCAGUGACUGGCGCAUCUCUGACCUCAUGGGUGUCAGCAACGCUAUCUUCAUGAAGGUGUCAGCCUGUGGAACCUGGUGUGGAGACUUCUUCACAGCCUGGAUGGUGACAGACAUUAUGUUACAAGAGAAGCUGUACCCUGGGUGGGCUCAACCAGUUCGCCGGUGGUGGAGGCAUCGCUUCAACCGGAUCAUUCUCUUUUGGUUGGUGGUCUCUUCAACUUCAUUUGCCGUUGUGUUCGCCAUAGCAACAGACUACAUCAAUUGGGACCAACUGAAUCGUGACUUCAUGGCAACCAAUGAGCUGUCCAGGUCCUUCCUUGCCUCCUUUAUAUUGGUCAUGGAUCUUCUCAUAGUGAUGCAGGACUGGGAUUUCCCCCACUUUGUUAGUGCACUAGAUAUUAAGCUUCCUGGAGUGAACACGGCCCACAUUCGCUUCAGCAUUCCCAAGUGUCUGAAACGGGAGACAUGGGACAUCCACAUAACUGGUAAAUGGUUCAACUAUGGAAUCUUGUUCAUGGUGAUGUUGCUUGAUCUAAACAUGUGGAAGAACCAGAUCUUCUACAACCCUUACGACUAUGGACAGUAUGUGAACAAUGACGGCCGCAUUUACACAGUCCAAGACGAGUACAGUCUGGAGAAAUUCAAUGCAUCACAAAUAACGUAUGAAUUCAGAAGCACCGAAAUCAAUCCAAAUACCAACAGAACAUUCAUUUCUGAUGACACUCACAUGAAUACUAAGUAUCUCAAUUAUGCAUUAGGGGCGAAAGCUAUGGCUUUCAUACCUAGCAUUAUAGCUUUCAUUGUGUUUGGUGUGUUGAUAUGGUAUUUUGGGCGAGAGAAACCAACUGAGGAAAAGCCGUAUGCAGGUAGACUGAAAAAGCGUCCCAAAAGGCGAUUUUCUGAUAGAUUAAAGUUCCAAAUGCCCUGGAGAAAACGUGAGGAAGAACGACAGAAGAUUCACGCUGUUCCAAAAUUGUUGUAUUUUAGAAGGAAAGGGGCCAAGCAUGUUGAGGAAGAAAAGCAGAUCCCUAUUGAGGCAUUUAUUGAUAAAAUGGAGGUGACCAAUGAUCAAAAUGUUGUGACUGUUACUGAACUCCCUUAGAUGUCAUUAACUCUUUCAGUGCUGGAACCGAAUUUUGAAGGCCUUUGCAAACAGUUUGCAUCCAGAUGAGACACCAUAGAACGUGGCGUCUCAUCAGGAUUCAAACUGUUUGCUAUUCUGAUAGUAUUCUUUAAAAAAUAGAAAAUGCUAGUUUUUAGAAAUUCUGCAGACGACAUUAAAGCAGACGACAAAUUUCCCAGCAUGCAAAGGGAUAAGGAAUUACAGGGCAUAAAUAUUGAACAAACAUUCUGUUUUGGGAAAUGAUCAAAGCAGUACAUAAUGCUUUGCUGAAAAAUGGUAUGAACCUUUUUUAAUUGAAAUAUAUUAACUUAAUUAGUAUGAGUAUGAAGAUGUUGUUGUUCGAAAGCUUUUUACAAGUUAAUUAUAUAAUAUAUUUUUAUAUAUAGAUAUUCUAUAUAAUGUGUUCCUUAUUGGUAUAAAGAAUUUUUAAGCUUUUUUUGUUUUUAUCUUAUUCAAAUAGAAAGAUGUUGCUUUGCAUAAAUAGGUGCUUUUAUACUUCCAGGCUACUGUUAUGUUUGACAUUGAAAUAUUACAAAUAGUGCCUACUUGUUAUGUAUUCCAAAUCAUUGCUCUUCCUAUGCAGUGUUGUGGAUAUUAUACUUCAACUUGUCAGAAAACUGUAUUGCAAAUAAAGAAUGGAGAUAAUAUAACGAUGAAAUUUAUAAAUGUUGUUGUUUGUAAUGUUUGCAUUUGGUUUGCUUAAUAGACCCCUAUUAUAUGCAUGUGAUUAUACAUUACUUGUGUUAUAUAACACUUGUUAAGGGAUUAUCACAAAAAAUAUAUAUCAUAAAAGAUAUUUUGUAAAGUGUUCUUACUUUCAAAUAUACAUAUGUUAACACUGUCUUCAAAUUGAUAUAUGUAACUUUUAAAAACACAAUAGUUUUGUUAUUAUCAAGCAUUACUAACACAUUGAAAUAUCCUGUACUAAAAAUGUACUAUGUAAAUCAUCUACUAAAAAUAUGCUGUGUAAUGAACUUAACCAUAUACUAUUAAUUUACUGUGUAAACUAAAUGCUAUUAAUUUACUGUGUUAACUACACUGUAUAUACUAUUUAUACUCUGUGUAAACCAUAUACUAUUAAUUUACUGUGUAAACUGUAAACUAUUUAUAUAUAUUAUAAACUAUUUACUAUUAAUAUUCUGUGUAAAUUAUAUACUAUUUAUAUAGUCUCAACUAUAUACUGUUAUAUACAGUGUAUUUAUCAUCAAUAACAAUGACAUUAGUGCACAAAAAGGAUUUGUUUUAUGUUAUUUUUAUAUGAUUAAUACGUAUGAUCAGUUUUAAUUUUAGUUUUACAUAUACACUGUCUGCCAAAUUUACAUGUCUACAUAGCUACUAGAGGAAAACAUUGAAAACUUUCUUAUACUAUAUUAAUUGCCAUGAUCAAAACUUAAGUGUAUAAUGAUGAUGCAAUUUUGAGUCCAGUGAAAUCGAUAUUUGUAAGUUUGUCAGAAAAUGUGAGAAGGAACAAAUUAAGUUUGAUUUAUCUUCUCUAUGCUCCCCUUUUAAGAAGAGGGAGUAUAGUGUUUUGCUGGAUGUCGGUCGGUCUGUCUGUCUGUAGACCAGUUUGUUUGUGAUGAAUAAUUCGUGAAGAGAAUGACAAAUUGGCUUGAUACUUCCCAUAUGCAUCUGCAUUUGCCAGUAGAUGACCCCUAUCAAAAUUGGGGUCACUAGCUCAAGGCCACUGUAACGAGUAAAAGUUCUUUCAGAUCAAUAACUUGAACAGAUAGACCAUUUGCUUGAUACUUCCCACGAGUAUUGGCCUUGGACAGUAGAUGAUCCCUAUUUAAAUUGGGGUCACUAGGUCAAGGUCGCAAUUGGUAUGAAAAUCGUUUGUUAUAAAUUACUCUUAAUCGAAUUGACAGAUUUGCUCGAUUCUUCAUAUGUGAAUUGGGCUUGGACAUUAGAUGACUUCUAUUGAAUUUGGGGUCAGUAGUUCAAAAGUCGAGGUCACUGUGACAUGUGUUAAAUUGGUUUAAAUAUAAUAAAAAAAUUGAGUGAUGGGUGUAAGGGCCCUGUUUGGGGUGGCAUCUGUCUCUGACCACGGAACUCUUGUUGAAAUAGGAUGGUUCAACUGUUGAUAUUUCAUGUUUACUAAAUGAACUGCUGUAUUGUAUAAUGUUUAGUACAGAUAAUAUAUAUAUAUAAUUUGUGUUGUUAAAAUAUUGUCAACAUGUUCUUAAAAAUACUUUUAGCUGUACUGGUGCUUUUUACAUUGUUAUCGUGUAUGUUACAGGCAUAAAUACUGAUACCGGUAGAUAUAAACAUGUCUGGUACCGGUAGAUAUAAACAUGUAUGCUGUUAACCAACACACCCAAACAAGCAUUGCUAUAUUGUUUGGGUCUGCUUGUUUGUUAUUUUGAAAAUCAAAUGUGCCUAUUCCAGUUUUUAUGUCCUUUAUAAGCAUGCUGAUUGUUCAAAUGGUCAUUCAAAAUAAAUUUCAGUAGUUUUGAUAUAAAAUCUUUCUUUAUGGAAUCCGCUUGUUACUUAUCACUAACAUUUCAAUGUUCUUGUGAGAUGAUCUGUCCAUUCAUCUGGUACUGUUCAGUAAACACGUCGUCUUUGUUGUUCCUGAAUAUAGUGCUUUCUUUUAGUAUAAAAGAAAUCUGUAGAACUUCAAUUACUAAUGUAUUCAUAGAAACUUAAUUUUUUAGCAAUUAUUAUGAUUAAUUUUAUUGCAUGCAAUUACUUCAAUUACUGAUGUGUUCUUACACCCUGUUUAUUUUAUUGCAUGCAAUUACUUCAAUUACUGAUGUGUUCUUACACCCUGUUUAUUUUUAAGCUUUAUGUUAUAAUGUAUAAUAUGUAGUUAUCAAGCACUUAUUUUAAUUAAUGUAAGUUCAUACAGUAGAACUUCAAUUACGUAUCUAUUCAUACGAAUGUAAAAGAUGUGAACUUUAAUGCAAAAAAGUAUUUCUCUUUUUCCUCGUUAAUUGUUUUUGUUUUGGCUCCAGAUAUAUUUGUAUACUAGGUUGCUAGGGAUGUAUAAGGAUAUUAAGAGGUCUCAGAUCUUAAGGUAUUGCAGUAUGUACCUCGAAGAUAACAUACUGGGUUGUAACAAUAUGUUGUGUUUAUUUAUGAGCUAUUUUUAUGAAACAGCUUUCUUUGUUAUUUAAAUAUAAGUCAUUCCUUAAGCUACUGUUGUGGUAAGAGUGACUGCACAAAUCAUGAAAUCUGUAAAAAUAACAUUGUCUUUUUUGAAAAUGUUACCUGUGAACAUUAUAUUUAUGUAUUAGAAUUCUGAAUAUAAAAUAUAAUAAAUAUGUUAUAAAAUUGAAUUACCACACUUGUUAAUAUAUUAUACAACAUACAUUAUUGUAUUUUUCAUACAAAAAAUUAUAUUUUAUUUAUUGUUUAACUUUUGUGAGUGGUAUAAAAUAGUGAUCAAAUAAAAAAUAUAUCUUUAGAAAUGUGUUGAUUUGUUUGUAACCUUAUAGUUGAGCUUUCACUUACAUUUUCAAUUAAUUUAAAUGUGAUUGAAGCUUGACAUUAUUGUUUUUAAAAGCAUUUGUGCCUUUGGUUUGAAGGAUGGGUUUGUGAUUGUGUUACGCAUUGAAUUGUUUUUCAAAGAAUUUAAUAUUUAAACUUUUACAUCUAGUCUCACUUAAACUUGUUUUUAAAGAGCAAUUAUGUCACCGAAUUAAUUGAUGCAGUUGAUACAUCUAAAUUGAAUGAGAUCAUUAAUAGGAUUAAUUAUUUUGAGUUUCAAUGUUAUUUGUAUGUUGUAUAAUGUUAUAUUGCACCUGAACAAAAUCAUAAGUUCCGAGCAAAAAAUUCCCCAUAGGUAUUGGUCAGCAUUUUAAUAGAUAUAGUAAUAAUUGUGAAGAAUAUCUAUGGCAGAAUUGAUAAGUUAUAAAGAACUUAGUUUUUUCUUGCACAAACUCUCUAAGAGCUUAUUAUAGCAGUCACAAUGCAAGGCUUCCCCUAGCUGAAAAAAGCCAAAUUGUUAUUGUGAUAAUUUUUGUCAAAAUUCUUCUCAUUUUGGCCAAUUAGUAUUUAUCAAAAAUAAAUUGUAAUUAAAUAGGUAAAUAUGUAGCUGUGAGCUUGUUUGGUAAAUUAGUAGAGGAAGCCCUACAUCGGUCAAGUGUAUGUGCGUGCUUGUGCAUCACGUGUGAUGUUGGUCUUUCUACCUGGUUCAAGGUUACACUUAAAUUUAAAGGUCAAUUUACAAAAGCUAGUCUGGACUGUAGUUUUGUCAUUCAUCUUAAAUGAACUUGCAAUAAAUGAGCAGAAAGCCUUUGGUAUUCAACAGGCAUCUUCAUACCUCAAAGGUCAAUGCAGAAUCAAAGGGGAGAUGAAAAGGAAGGAAUUAACAUAAUAAAAUGACGUUUUGUUGUAUGGUUUAUUCUCAUUCAAUGCAUUAAUAUCAAUAACCAGUACAUCUGAAUAAAAAUAAAAACAAGAAAUGUGUUUGUCAGAAACACUAUGUCCCCUUCUGCGCCGCUUUGACUUUUUUUACCUUUGACCUUGAAGGAUGACAUUGACCUUGACCUUUCACCACUUAAAAUGUGCAGCUCCAUGAGAUACACAUGCAUGCCAAAUAUCAAGUUGCUAUAUUCAAUAUAGCAAAAGUUAUUGCAAAAUGUUAAAGUUGGCGCAAACCAACCAACAGACCAACCAACCAACCAACAGACAGGGCAAAAACAAUAUGUCCCCCACUAUAGUGGUGGGGGACAUAAAAAUCGAUAACAUCCACAUGAUAUGAUGGCCCUGUAGUGCUCACCUGAGUUCAUAUUCAAACCAAGUCAGAGAAAGUUCCAUCCAGAAAAGUAUGUCUUAAGAGUA